This is a messenger RNA of Fulvia fulva, 432 nucleotides long. RefSeq lists its product as uncharacterized. The record is from RefSeq and is a predicted model, not a curated record. The transcript is spliced from 2 exons. Lineage: Eukaryota; Fungi; Ascomycota; Dothideomycetes; Mycosphaerellales; Mycosphaerellaceae. The coding region runs from base 1 to 432 and encodes 143 amino acids.
AUGGGCAAUGCCACAGAGAGAGACCUCCAACUCCUCACCAUUGUCUGGCAGUGCUUCAAGAGCCCUGUAGAAAUUGACUUCGAGAAACUCGCAGAGCUCGGCGGAUACAAGACCAAAGCCUCCGCCAACACUGCAUACUGGGGCUUGAAGAAGAAGCUGCUCAAUGGUGGCACCACCACCACCACCUCACCCACCAAGAAAACCCCAAAGAAGCGCUCCGCCACCGACGACAGCGCAGACACCCCAGCUCCCAUGAAGCGAGGCCGCAAAUCUAAGGCCGAGAUCGCCGCCAUGACCGUGGAAACCAACGACGACGAGGAGAGCGAGAAGGAAGUCAAAGUGAAGAAAGAGGAGAGACGCGACAGCAUGGAGGGUCUGCUUUCUGGUGCGAAGCAGUACCUCGCUGGUGGCGAAGAUGACGAUGAGGUUUGA